Pipistrellus kuhlii (Kuhl's pipistrelle) is the source of this 2098-nucleotide messenger RNA. It is a transcript of the gene IER5, whose product is annotated as immediate early response 5. The coding region runs from base 241 to 1116 and encodes 291 amino acids. The record is from RefSeq and is a predicted model, not a curated record. The transcript has a single exon. NCBI's taxonomy places the organism in Eukaryota, Metazoa, Chordata, Mammalia, Chiroptera, Vespertilionidae.
UGGGGCUGCCCUCAGUUAGCGACCAGACGGGAGACUGCGCGCUAGUCUGCACUGGAGGGGACGAAGGGGUCAGUGAGCGCGUCAUCGAAAUCGCUUUCUCCUCUUAGUCUUCCGUUGUCGAGGGUCCACCUCUGGGACCGACUUUUUGAGGCCCCCGACUCCUCUCCCGGCUGGUGACCCGGAGCCCGGGCUCAGCCCUCCCCUCCGCGCCUGCCCGCAGGUGGAGGGUCGGCAGGCAGAAUGGAGUUCAAGCUGGAGGCGCACCGCAUCGUCAGCAUCUCGCUGGGCAAGAUCUACAACUCGCGGGUCCAGCGGGGCGGCAUCAAGCUGCACAAGAACCUGCUGGUGUCCCUGGUGCUGCGCAGCGCCCGCCAGGUCUACCUGAGCGACCCGUGUCCCGGCCUCUACCUGGCCGGUCCCUCGGAGCUGGCGGCCGGGUCCCCGGCGGGCUGGGGAGAGCCGCCCGCCCCCGCCGCCGCCGCCGGGCUGGAGACCGAGCCGCGGCCGGAACUCUCUGCGGCCCCAGACGCUCUGCGGGCGGGUGACGCCGAGCUUGCGACUACCGUGACCUGCGCCAGGGACACUCUUCAGGGCGGAGAGGUGGCGGCGGGGGGAGCCGGGGACCCAGCCGGAGGCUCGGACGUCUUCCCGGAGGGGCCCCGAGAGGCUCGCCGCUACCGUGGCUGCCCCCCAGGGGUGGAGGACCAGCAGGGGACGCCGGGCGCGUCUCCCCCCGGGGACCGCAGCGCGGAGGACGGGCCCCCGGCGCCGGCCCCGCUCUGCCCCAGGAAGCGCCCCGCGGCGGGGGCCGGCGGCUGGGGCCGCCCGGCGCCUGGCCUGACCCCGGUGAAGAAGCCCCGCUGGGACCCGGAGGGGCCGCCGAGCCGGGCGGAGGAAGGGGAGGAGGAGGAGAUGGAGACCGGGAACGUGGCGAACCUCAUUAGCAUCUUCGGCUCCAGCUUCUCGGGACUCCUGCGGAAAAGCCCGCGGGGCGGCGGGGAGGAAGCCGAGGGCGACGAGAGGGGCCCGGAAGCCGCCGAGCCCGGGCAGAUCUUCUGCGAUAAGGGGGUGCUGAGAGACAUGAACCCCUGGAGCACAGCCAUCGAGGCCUUCUGAGCUCCCGGCCCCGCUGGGCGGGCUGGAGGUUGAGCAUCGGGCGUCCCGACGUGCGGGCUGGGCAGCUCCUGUCCCCGAGGACGCCCCGGAGACGCGGGCGCCGGGCGCCGGGGAGACUGGGCGCUGCGGGGCGGCACGGACCGCCCUCGGCCUCGGCCGUGCUGGCCUCUCCGGGGACCUCUCUUGAGACUUGGGAGCGCGAGGCUUAUCGGAAGAGGACGGCUGUUCAUUUAUGUGUCUGUGUAUCUGUGUCUGUAAGUUUGUGUUUGUGAAUUAAGACUAUUUUGUCCUCCUGGAAUGCUUCUUCGCCCCUGCCCCAGGGCCGAGGAGAGCGGGGGCAGGCGGGGACUUUCCUCCACCCGCAGCGCCGAGAAGGGCCCGGGAGUUCCCCGUUCGUGCUGGAGGCAGGAAGGGACUUUACACACGCCCCUCGCAGGAAAGCCAGAGCCCUAGCGGGGCCCGGAGCGGCGCUUCCUCGCAGGAUUUCCUAAGACUACAGUGAUUCGGUCUGGAGUAGAGACUUGUAUUAUUCUCCCUCCCCUCCUUUCUCUCACUGAAGAAACGUUUAAGAAACCCUGUGAUGAUUCUGGGAAAGGGGACUCUUGGUCCGGGUCUUCCCCACGGGGGGGGGGGGGGGGGGGGGGAGACAAUAAAAAGCUUGAUAAAGAGUUCAAGCUUGGAAAUAAUGGAGUUAUAGAGAAAAGAUAUAUUUUUUAAAAGCUCUAGCUCUAAACUACUACACAGUGCUUUUAAAAAGUGUUGAAUGAAACAAAGUUUACAGACAGAACCCCUAAGUGAAAAGACCGUAUGGUUUUGUAGCUAUGGUGACUCCAGUCUUUGUUGUAUAAAGGUUGGGGGAGCUGGUUUUUUUUUUGUUGUUGUUUUUUUGUACAGUAUUUUCUCCUUCGUUGUAUUGACUUUUUUUUGUAUAAAAAAUGUAAACUUCACGUGUCUAACACGUAUUAAAUAUUUUGAAGCAACA